Lentinula edodes (shiitake mushroom) is the source of this 2028-nucleotide messenger RNA. RefSeq lists its product as uncharacterized. The coding region runs from base 1 to 2028 and encodes 675 amino acids. The transcript is spliced from 4 exons. Lineage: Eukaryota; Fungi; Basidiomycota; Agaricomycetes; Agaricales; Omphalotaceae. The record is from RefSeq and is a predicted model, not a curated record.
AUGCACAUGCACUUUACUCAUAGAACUAUUGGACUCGCAUGGACUGCUCUUCACAUUCUCUUUUGGAUACAACUGUCUAAUGGUGUUCCUUUGCUUCAUCGACCACGGACAAUCUCUGGUCACCCAAACACUAAUCACGAAGGUUAUAAAUCUACGCUAUCGACCAGGGAUAACGCUAACUCGAGCGCUUCAAGUAACGGUACCACCUCCGUAUCACCGAGCAUUCGAGAUGAUGUAGAGAGUAUGCUCCAGCUCAUAGGACCAGACGCAGAAUCUCGUUUCGUGAGCAUCAACCUUCCUACGGCUUUUGGUGCCAACGAUCCCGUACAGUCCAACAAGGAUCUCAGUCAACUUGUCGACCGCGCCUUUCUUUUGGGACAGGCAAAAUCAGGGAAUAGCGGCUGGGUGGACACUUAUAUUCAAUGUUUGAUUGAUGUAGCGAACACUCUACCUAGUCUGGAUAAUCAGACUGUACUUAUUGACGACUACUACAAUUCCAUGCGGACCCUUGCGCCUGUACAGGCCAAGCUCGUCCAGGCGUAUAAAGCAGCCAAGAACGAAUCCACAACUAACAUUGGAGUCCAACUCUCUUCUGGUCAGCUGAUUGAUGCGUUGACCAUGCGGACGGUUGACGAAUGGGCGGCUUCUGCUUUUAACGGAAGCGACUCUGGUGAAGGAAGUAGCCAUUCGGGUUUCGACUCUAAAGACUAUACGAAUUAUCUUAGUCUUAACGCUUCUUAUACCAAGAUCUUGCCUAAGUACAACAAGCUGGAAACUGCCAAUAAGAUAGCAUCGGAAGGCUGGCUUUUAAGGGAAAUGAUCAACCAAUCCCCCGCCAUCUUCAAUCUAUCCAUGAUCACAUCUGGCGAUCCUUCCUCUCUUUCAGCACAUUACUCCCCUGCAUGUACGUCGGUCGCUGUUACCAGUUCCAAUUCCGACGUCAGCGGGAACUUGGAUCACAGUCUUCAUGAUGGGACAGAUAACAGUACCACAUAUGCUACAAGUAUCAAUAACGAGGCUCCUGUGUCGACCAGCAUCUCAUUCAAUUCUCCCACAGAAUCUUCUGAUUCCGGUUCAUCAUCUGCGACUCCCACGAGCACGAAUUCUUUAAGCUCUAAACAGAAUACCCAGUCGCCAACCUCAACUUCUGCCGUUUCGCUCGCACACACGGCUACAGCCACUGGUUCUGCUCGAAGAUCAAGGAUCAGACGAGCUAUAGUUUCGACAGGGUCCCGGAUUCAACGCAGGGCGUUGGCAGCAUCUAAUGCCCUAUUGCUCGCCGCAAGUGCAGAUAGUACUUCUGCUCGCACGACAAGUUCUGGGAAAAAUGCGGGGAAACCUGCUGGGAAAUACGCAUCGCUUCCUGGUAUGAAAGAAGUCGCAUCUGCUGCACACUUCGCAGCAGAGCCUGACGUUGCGGAUGCUGUAUCUUUUGCGCCACUUUUAUCUACAGCCACUUUGACUCAGACUUCCAGUUCCAGUUCUGCCACCUCUGUCAACGGCGUUCUCAAGCCAAACAUGACUCUUCAGGAGGGUGCAUGGUCAAAUAAUCGUUUGGAAUUCCUAAAAUUCAUCGCUCAAAAUCAUCCUGAGAUUUACCGCAAGUAUUUCUUCGGUAAUGCGUCGGGAAACGGGACGACAGGUGAUGGGCCUUUGGGAAAGCAUUGGACACAUAUCUUCCUUCUGGUUACGGUCAAGGCGAACUCGACGGAGAUUGAGACGAGUCAGGUGGUGGGGAUGGUGUAUGAUGUCCUGCCUGGUUUGGUGGUUCCCAGCACCUCGGAAGAUGUAGAUGCCGAUAAACGAAAAGCCAAUUCUGAGAACAACAGCACUGAUACUUCGAGUGGUACGGAUACUGGCACGAGUGGCCAAAACCAAACAAAGGAGGAUAAAGACUUGGGGGGCGGCAUCGGUCAACCCAAUUCAAAUACCUCGGACACUGAGUCUAGUUCGAAGUUAGGCGCCUCUUCAAGUUGUAAACAAUCACUUGCUCUUCGGCAGAAAAUAACUUCUCCUUCCCACAUCUAA